Cataglyphis hispanica is the source of this 1689-nucleotide messenger RNA. RefSeq names its product odorant receptor 45b-like. Gene Ontology annotation, molecular function: olfactory receptor activity; odorant binding. The record is from RefSeq and is a predicted model, not a curated record. The transcript is spliced from 9 exons. Gene Ontology annotation, cellular component: plasma membrane. Lineage: Eukaryota; Metazoa; Arthropoda; Insecta; Hymenoptera; Formicidae. Gene Ontology annotation, biological process: detection of chemical stimulus involved in sensory perception of smell; sensory perception of smell. The coding region runs from base 31 to 1689 and encodes 552 amino acids.
UUGUUGUAAAGCAGACUUUUAAUUGAGUCAAUGAAGAAGGAGAUAGGGUCGAUGAGUACCGUGUGUCACUCGGUGGAGUUUGGCCUGCGCGCAAUCGGUGUAUGGCCGGGCACAUCAUACGCAAUUUUACGGCGAUUCUUUUGUAUAUUCUCGAUGGCGGUGUUCCAGACUUUUCAAUAUCGAUACUUGAUCAUGCAUUUUGGCGAAGAGGAUCUUUUUAUCCUGAUGGACGUAUUAAGCGCGACUCUGGCUUACAGUCUUCUAUUUGUCAAGCUGAUUAUUUUCGUGUUCAACGCUCAUCUGCUGAACGAAAUCAUAGCGCGCAUAGUCGAAGACUGGAAGAGACGCGAUAUCUCCGAAGAAUACACAAUGACCAGAAUAGCUUACAUCUCUCGUCGGUUCUCCAAUUUGAUAAUUACCAUGUACGCGAUGUCGGUGUUUCUCUACGCUCUCGGUACUCUGUUGAGGUAUAAGAGUAGCAAUCAGACCGAUGCUCGAGAGCUCCUUCUCAAGAUGGAAUUGCCUUUCGAGAUCAAGAGCACAUCGAUGUAUAUCAUUGUUUUAGUUACACAAUUUGUACAUCAGACUAGUGCAGCUAGUACGGUAGGCGUGUUAAACUCUUUGUUGAUAACACUAGUGCUUCACAUCUGUGGGCAGAUCGAUAUAGUGCGACAAAAGUUGAGUGAAAUCACGCGGAAGAACAUUGAGCGAGGUAUCACCGAAAGUAUCAUGAAGACGUUGAUCGUUCGUCAUCAGAGAAUUAUCUCGUUCUCCAGAAACAUCGAGAGCCUCUUCUCAAGCAUCGCGCUGAUACAAUUUGUCUCAAACACUCUGGUUAUUUGUUGUUUAGGAUUUCUCAUCGUGAUUUCAAUCGGUGCCCCGGGUGGAUCGACAGUGUUAGUGAAAUCAGUGUUAUUUUAUGUUGUCAUCUGCUUAGACGCAUUUAUAUUUUGUUUCGUCGGAGAGUAUCUCAGCACAAAAAGCAGAAUGAUCGGCGACGCAGCGUACGAAUCGCUUUGGUACGAAUCGAAUCGGAACCAACAUCAAGAUGUUCUUCUAAUGAUUACAAGAUCCCAGAAACAUUUGACACUCACGAUCGGAAAGUUCGUGGAUCUCUCUUUGCAGCAAUUUGCCAACAUUCUGCACAUCGGCGGUCAAAUCGACAUCCUGCGCGACUGGUUGCUGAAAGCCUUUUCCAAAAAUAUGAUACUUACUAUGGACGGAAUAACAAUGAAAAUGCUGAUCAUCAAACACCAGCGGAUAAUUGCAUUUUCGGAAAAUAUCGAAAACCUUUACACAUACAUCGCGUUGGUACUGUUUAUAUCGGACACCUUCAUUAUAUGCUGUUUGGGAUACAUUAUCGUCACCUCAAUCGGUACGCCUGGCGGUCUGGCGAUUUUGGUCAGAUCCGUAUUGUACUACCUCGUGAUGAAUCUCGAAGCAUUUAUAUAUUGUUCCGCCGGUGAAUAUUUAAAUGCCAAGAGCAAAAUGAUCGGAGAUGCGGCAUAUGAUUCUCUUUGGUACAAUGUCACGUCGAAACAGAAUCGGAUCGUACAUCUCGUAAUCCUGAGAUCGCAGAAACGAUUGACGAUCACGAUUGGAAAAAUUAUGGAUCUCUCCUUAGAACGUUUUACCAGCGUCAUAAGGUUAUCGGCAUCGUAUGUGUCCGUACUAUUGGCAAUGUAUUGA